Messenger RNA from Coregonus clupeaformis (lake whitefish), 1254 nucleotides. Its product is annotated as tyrosine-protein kinase receptor UFO-like. Gene Ontology annotation, molecular function: transmembrane receptor protein tyrosine kinase activity; ATP binding. The transcript has 5 exons. Gene Ontology annotation, biological process: positive regulation of kinase activity; cell surface receptor protein tyrosine kinase signaling pathway; protein phosphorylation. The record is from RefSeq and is a predicted model, not a curated record. The coding region runs from base 1 to 801 and encodes 266 amino acids. NCBI's taxonomy places the organism in Eukaryota, Metazoa, Chordata, Actinopteri, Salmoniformes, Salmonidae. Gene Ontology annotation, cellular component: signaling receptor complex.
AUGAAGCAUGGAGACCUGCGCCGGUUCCUCAUCACUACCCGCCAAGCGGAUAUUCCCAUGUUUGUGCCUCACCAGAGUCUUCUGCGCUUCAUGGUUGACAUUGCAGCAGGGAUGGAGUAUCUGAGUUCACAGGGCUUUUUGCACAGGGACCUGGCUGCACGCAACUGCAUGUUGGGGGACGACUUGCGUGUGUGUGUGGCUGACUUCGGCCUCUCCAAGAAGAUAUACAGCAACAACUACUACAGACAGACAGUGGCUAUCCGCAUGCCAGUCAAGUGGAUGGCCAUAGAGAGCCUAUCAGAGUCCAUCUCUACCAGCAAGAGUGACGUGUGGUCAUUUGGGGUCACCAUGUGGGAGAUAGUGUCCAGGGGAAGGACACCGUAUCCUGGGGUCCACAACUAUGAGCUCCUGGAGCUGCUGAACGCUGGACACAGACUCAAGCCUCCUGAGUGUGAUGACAAACUUUAUGAGGUGAUGCUGAGUUGUUGGCAUAGGGAGCCGGGACACAGGCCUGGUUUCAGGGAGCUGGGGGAGACGCUCAAAGCCCUUCUGUGUGAGCUGCCGCCGCUGGAGGCCAGCCAGGAGGCCCACUACAUCAACCAGGGCCUGGAGGCUGCCACUCACAGUCAGUGGGUUGCCGAUGGACACGACGACCUCGAUUCCGAGGGGGGCGCAGUGGGGAACCUGUACCUGCCCACCCCUGUGGGGGCUGGGGCUACUGCUAAACCUCCACCCAAGAAAGAUGAGGAAGGAUAUCUGUUGUGUACGAAAAGUGAAUCUGCUGUGAAGACAGUGGAUUAGGAUGGCGUUGUGGGUGGUUUAUAGAUGCUUUUUGUGAAAGAGACUCUGCUCUGUAAACCGUUCUCUGGUGUUUUUGUGUUUCAGUCAGUUUGGUGUUUUAUGUUCUGUCAGCUACAGUUAUAGCCUACAACAAUCAAAGCGUGUUUGACUGUGUUUAUUCCAUGUGUUAUCUCUGUGGUUAGAUACCAGGGCACAAAUCAACAUAUCAAAUAUCGAUCAAUUCAAAUCACCUUGACACUUUUAUAUGUACAGUAUCUCUCUCUGUGUGUGUGUGUGUGUGUGUGUGUGUGUGUGUGUAUGUGUGUGUGUUGCAGACAGAUUACAACAACUGGGCAUUACCUUCUCUACUGAUGAUUGGUGUGCCACAAUGUUUCUCCAACUUCUGUAAAUAAUGUUUGAUAAUCCAUUAUAUGUCAACUUGAAUAAAGUUUGAUACUUUUUUUAAAUAAUGAA